Molecule: messenger RNA, 1795 nt
Organism: Vitrella brassicaformis
Lineage: Eukaryota; Vitrellaceae
Source: the annotation of a GenBank genome assembly
AUGGAACGCUCUCGCCUCGCCGCAUCCCCCCUUCUCUCCGCCCAUCUGCUGUUCGCCGCCGUAUGUGUCAUCGCCAUCUUCUCUCUCACUUUCAUCGCUACUGGGUUCGGUUCCGCCGGGCGGCCAAGAGCAGCUUCGCUCAUCGACAGUGCCAUUCCAGACACCGCAGCGUGCUCUCUGGAGGCUGAUUUGGACCGAUUCAGGGAGGGGAAUCUCCUGCCAUUGAUCAAGACCAACACGUCAUCCUCUCAGCAAUUCCACUGCGUUCGGGCGUCAAGCCCACCUGUGGCUGUCAGGGGGUGCGGCGAUUGCAGUGGCCCGCCAAGUGUUGCUUUCCUCUUCCUGGUGAAAAACAACGUGCCGCUGGCUGCCCUUUGGGAAGAAUGGCUCGCUUUGUCGAUGGACAGGCGUCGUUUCACAGUCUACUUGCACAUACAGGAGGGCACCGGUGCGAGUGAGCCGCCCAGCAGCCUUAGAGGAGCUAUAUCAGUCGAGAGAGUCAAGACGAGCUAUGGCAACUUUGUCCUCGCGGAGAACGCCUUGUUGAAGGCCGCCCUUCGUGAUCCGUGCAACCAGAUGAUGGUGCUGGUGACUGUCUCGCACAUUCCAGUGAGCCAUCCUGAUGUGGCGUAUGACGUCCUCUUCCAACACAGAGUGCCCGAGACCGGCGGGCAGCCCACAAGCCGAUUCUGGUAUGGGUGUGUACACAGAAUAUGGUGCUGAGAAAGACAGACGAGGCGAAACAUACGUGCUCAUUGCUUGUCUGUCUCUGUGCGCUUGCAGUUAUGCGAAGGCCAAGCCGUUCGAAAGGUAUGCAGCGUGCACGUACCGUCCAUUCCAUUCCUGUCUCCUAUGCUAAACUACGUCCAUCAGGUCAACACACAAGGGCAUGGGAAACAUGGACUUGGACCGCACCCCAGCAGACACAGCAAGCCCUUCUCCGUCUUGUCAAGAUGCGGAGAGCACUAUCGGAUACGGUAGGCACUAUCCGACGGAAACAUGGAUAUUCAUGCGCGCAUUUCUGCUACGCACCUUUCUUUGUGCAGAUCUCAAGCACCACCAGUGGCGGGCGUGGAACCGGUACCACGCCUCGAUCGUCGUCGCACAGGGCCUUACUUAUCCGUACGACGGCCUUCCUUGGAACCGUGGCCAUGGCCCGUACGCAGACCCGAGUGAGUGGUUUGGACAUCACGUGCUUAGGAGGGCACUUGGGAAUGGUGCCGUAUGGAAGCAGGUAGUGUACGGGACAGCAGCAUUGGCCAAAUUAUCACAUCGACGGCAUGUCAUGUGUGGCUGGCUGCCCAUCCAGGUGAACGGUGGCCUGCAAACCAAUCACACCGACCGGUGUGAUGACAAAAUCCUCACCGAAUUCUGCGAUACUAAAACCUGCUGGAGCGCCGACGCCUGCGGCUACGGCAUGGGGCGCUCCUGUUCUCCCAGCGGCCCGCUUUGCUUCUCUUCUCUUAAUCUGACCAAACUGACGGAGACUAUCUCUUCCAGGCACCCGCUCUUUUUCAGGAAAGUCCCGCCAGAUGCAACGCUUUUUGAUGAGGGUGGAAGAGAGGUGGGUAGGGUGACUGACUUGCUAAUACCACUCAUUCGAAACUACAGCAGGCCUGUGUUAGUCACGAGUAUAUGAAUCAGUAUGUGUGUGUUGUCUCCUGUCUCUUUUUCCGUCGUACCGGCUAUAGCAUUCCCUUGCACAGACUGUCCUGGGUGGUUGAUUCGUCGUAUGUCUGAUUGUAUAUUUGACGUGAUUUACACAGUACAGUAGGCCUCUGUGUCGUAAUAAUAG